This is a messenger RNA of Rhincodon typus (whale shark), 3534 nucleotides long. RefSeq names its product transcription factor Sp8-like. The transcript has 2 exons. NCBI's taxonomy places the organism in Eukaryota, Metazoa, Chordata, Chondrichthyes, Orectolobiformes, Rhincodontidae. Gene Ontology annotation, molecular function: RNA polymerase II cis-regulatory region sequence-specific DNA binding; DNA-binding transcription factor activity, RNA polymerase II-specific. Bases 423 to 1814 code for a protein of 463 amino acids. The record is from RefSeq and is a predicted model, not a curated record. Gene Ontology annotation, biological process: regulation of transcription by RNA polymerase II.
UUUAUAAAUAAUAAUAAAAAAAAAGAUCCUCUGAGGAGGGCAGUUUUUUUGUGAUGGCAACUUCACUUCUGGGGGUGAGUCUAAGGAUUUUCUUGCUGGUUUAAUUAGCUCUUUGUUGUUGGAUCGAGGUGGUUAAAAAAGUCCCAGUCAAGGCAGGACUAUCAGUCUCCUGUUGAGAUUUUUUUUAUAAAGCAAGAGGUAAAAGAAGGGCCGAGUCACUUUUUAGUUUGGCACCGCUCUGAGGGCAUUUGCACGAACUUCCUCUAAACGCGAUCCCACGGAGAGGCAAAGGGAGGCCUCACUUUUACAUUUCAGCAGAGUUACCUGUGAUCUUUUUUGUAAAAAAAAUUGUCUCCUGAUUUAUCCUUGCGAUCCUGCAGGUUCUACAGGAAGAACCGAGGCUAGGAUCAACUCCUCUGGCGAUGUUGGCCGCAACGUGCAAUAAAAUCGGCAGCCCGAGCCCGUCUCCGUCCCUAUCGGACAAUGCGUCUUUUGGGAAAGGCUUCCACCCUUGGAAAAGGUCCGUCUCCAGUUGCAACAGUGGCUCCAGCCUCUCGGGCUUCGGGGCCAGGAACGGGGCAGGACUGUCCGAUUCCUUCAGUGUCAGCUGCUCCUCGGGAGGAGGCGGCGGCGGAGCUAGCGGCGGAGGAGGCGGCGGAGGGCCAGGGGGCAGCAGCGCCUUCUCGCUCACCUCCAACCCGGCUUCCAGCUCGCCUUUUGGGAACGAGUACUCGGUGUUUCCGUCGGCGGCGGCCAGCAGCGGCUCACAGGACACCGGCCAGCCGGUCUUCAUCUCCAAGGUGCACACCACGGUGGAUACGCUGCCCAACAGCCUGCAGGGCAUCUACCCGCGGGUGGGCAUGGCGCACCCGUACGAGCCCUGGUUCAAGCCGUCGCACCCGGGCAUCGCGGGCGAAGUGGGCGGCGGUGCCAGCGCCUGGUGGGACAUGCACCCGGGCGCGGCAGGCUGGCUCGACGUGCAGAACCCGAACGGGCCGCUCGCCUCGCCGCUGGGCGCCUACAACUCGGACUACCCGGCCCUCGGCCACUCGGCCUUCAGCACAGCGGCGGCUAUCAGCGGAGGCUCAUCUCACCUCCUGGCUGGAGGGCAGCAUCUCAUCGCCCAGGAGGGUUUCAAACCGGUGCUGCCACCGUCGUCGUACCCAGAGCCGGCCCCUUCGCCCUUGGCUAGCAACCCGGCGCUGGCAGCUCCGGGAGGGUUGAGUUCCGCCGCCCGCGGCUCUUCGGCCCGUCGCUACUCGGGCCGGGCGACUUGCGACUGCCCCAACUGCCAGGAAGCCGAGCGCCUGGGUCCAGCCGGGGCUAGCCUGAGGAGGAAAGGUCUGCACAGUUGCCACAUCCCGGGCUGCGGCAAAGUCUACGGGAAAACGUCGCACCUCAAGGCGCACUUGCGCUGGCACACGGGCGAGAGGCCGUUCGUCUGCAACUGGCUGUUCUGCGGGAAGCGCUUCACCCGCUCGGACGAGCUGCAGCGCCACCUCCGUACCCACACCGGAGAGAAGCGCUUCGCCUGCCCGGUCUGCAACAAGCGCUUCAUGCGGAGCGACCACCUCAGCAAACACGUCAAGACCCACCAAGCCAGCGGGCUAGCAGGAACGGGAGGUGGAGGAGGAGGGGGACCCGGGGCUCCUACUGCAGCUGGAGCAGGAGCCGCUACCGGCGGCAGCAAGAAAGGCAGCGAUACCGACAGCGAGCACAGCGUCCCCGGUUCCCCUCGCUGCCCAUCCCCGGCCGAGUUGCUGCAGGCGGCAGCCCAGGGAGGUUCCGCAUCCGCCCUCAACGGCCUCGACUGAAGCUGCAACCACACACACACACAAAAAGUAGGGCUUUAACUUUUCAGGAGAGAUUGACGUGUAAGUACAACUUCAAAACUAAAGGGAGAGCUUUAACAGAGAGACAGAGAAAUCAACAGAUAAAGCGCACCCGAACUCUGCUUUGCUAGCGUAGGCUGGGUGGCUGAGGACAAAAAAAUAAAUAAAUAAGAACCACAUUUCAAACUCGCUCCAAUCCCCCCAGGAUCCCCCAUCUGAUUUUUAUUUUCCUUUUACAAUUUGCCCGCCUGAUUCUGUGAACCCGACUUUCACCCGUUGCAAUGCAGUUUACACUUUUUUUUCUGCUCACAUCUCUCGAUAUCCAUUUUAAAUUUCCUUUUCAAAUCAAUGGACUACACCAACAUUGGUGAGUUCACACACAGGCCCACGUUGAUCACAAAUAGAAACGUAUAUUUGGCACGGUAUGUUUUCACCUCUGCACAGCCGACUGUUCAUUCGGGCCGCUUUUUCAAAAUCGAAUAUCUUGGCUUCUGCAAACGGGAAGGUUUCUCUCAACGCUUACCUAUUUUCCAAAUAUCUUUUCUUCCGAUCAAACGCACAAUCCUAAUAUAUGCCCAGGGCGAGAGUAUCCGGUUUCUUUUAUAUUUGUCCUCAACCACCUGAAGAAGUUCCAACACUUGUAGCUGCAAGUGCAAAUUCUGCUUGUGCAGGAGACGAUUUGUAUAUAUAGUAUUUUUUGCCUGUAAAUUCCUCGAUGAGUAUUUCAACAUGUAUAUUAAGGUACUUAUUCCUUUCGUUGUCAAAACGAGAAAUAAAAUGACGGACUGAUUUCAAACACGAUUGCCGGCGCUGUGUAGUGAGAAUGAUACGGAUAACAACUUUGUAAAAUAUCUGCAAGGCUUUGUAAAACUGGGGUCAGAAUUAAGAAUAGUUAAUUAUUAAAUAAUUACUCCACCAGUAUUUAGGUGAGAGACGUUAUUUGUCCAGGAGACGAUUUGUAUAGUACUUUCCUGUAAAUUCUUCUGAAAAAAAUUGAACAUAUAUAAGGGUAAAUUUAAGGGUUUUUUUUGGUUGUUGUCAAGAAAGUUAGUGAUAUGUCGCUGCAGAAUUCAGUGCGAUUUUCUGAACUUAUAUAUCUUGAGGUGUAUCCAGGAUGCACUUUGAGAACUUUUUUCUUUUUAUUUUGGAAUUGUGUAAACAAAAUCUAAUAGAAUGAAACAGACGAUGUUUGGUAAAUGUUGAAUGGCUUUUUAUUUUAUUUAAUGGAGCAUGUAUCUACUUCUUUGCAUAUACUGGCAGUCAGAUAGUUUAAAGGCAAAUUUCGCAUAUAUUUCGUAACAAGUGGGUUUGCAGCAGACCCCAAAAUAUAGAAUAAAUCCUGGAGUAGAUCUGACCUGAUGUCUGCGUGUAUUUGAUUUUUUUUUAGAAAAAAAAGUAUUUAAACGAUCAUUUAAACUGGAAAAUAUAGUAAAAGAUCUUUAAAUAAACCACUCAAUGACGACAAAGCUUGUAAAGUACAAUUAGGUACACCUAUUAGAGUAACCCAGCGUUAUUAACAGGUCGAAAGACACAGCAAGUACUAUAGGGUUUUGAACUCUGUCAUGUUCUGGGCACUUUUGAAGUGUUAAGUUCUCUCUAUUCGAGAGCAACUGACCUGAGGCUGUAUUUAAUACAUUUUCUUUGUAUCUCGGCACAGACAUGGAAUUAAUUGUACCUGAAAUGUGUGUAUCAAAAUAAAAUA